GAGUUAGCUUCAUGCUUCGGUGUUAGUGAUAAAACCAUUUUAAUCCACUUGAAGCAAACUGAGAAGAUUAGAAACUUGAAAGGUGGGUACAUCACGAAUUGAGGGAAGCAAACCGCCAAACGCAUGUCGACUGCUGCGUUACAUGGAGAUGUAGGCAAUGGGAGUCAGUUGGCAAAGGUGAUCACCACAAAAUAACAAAAACUGAACGCGAUCAAGCGAUGCCAAUAUACCUAUACGCUAGUAUUACGUCAUUCCCAUGCGACACCAGCGACUGAUUCAGUUCGCACGACGCGCUUGAGAGUAACAGGUGUAUGAAGGUUUCGCGCCAUUUUCAUCUAGAUUUUCGAGUUGAUAAAUUUGAAGAUGCCGAAAAUUCGUCUUAGACAGACCAAUAAAGCUAAUUCACUAAAGACUACCUGGAAAAGGCUGUAAAGCUCAUUAAUGAACAGACUAAAGACCACUUGGAAAAGGCUGUAGAGAGUAGGGUCUAUAUCACUCUGCUCUGCGCCAUGAUGCUGCAGGUGGAUAUGUCCUGCCAAUGUUUAUCUACCCCCGAAAGAAGAUGACCUCGACUCUUCAAAAGCCUAGAGCCUAUUAUUACAAAGAAUAACCCUACCACUAACCCUGAUGCUGCUACGUUGGUCAAAAAAGCAUUGUCUCGUUUAGCCUCCAUGAGCAAGGCCGAAGCAGGAUUCAAAGCAACGGGCAUAUUUCCUAUAAACCCCAAUGUUUUUACUGAUGAAGAUUUUAUGGCAGCAGAAGUCCUUUAAUUAUUAGAGCCAAUCGUUGUUCAGGAUUCUACGGACUCUAUUUUAGAAUUGAUUUCUGCUGAGUCAGAACAAUGUUUUCCUAUUCCAAGUACAUCCCCAUUCUGUCCCACUACUACUCCAUCGACUGCAUCGUCGUCUCAAUUUGAUGUUCCAUCAAAAUCUAAGAAUCUCCCAAGCAUUUAAAAUUUCAUUCAGAUGCCUAAGAAAGCAACUGUUGUCAAGAUAAGACAAGGAAGAAACAUCAUGCAGCGAUUUUAACAUUUACUCCAAUCAAAGAUGAUCUAGCUGAAAAAGAGAAUAAAAGGAAGGCAAAAAUCUGAGAAAAACAAAGGAAAAGGAAUAGGAAAGAAGAGGAUGCCACAGAAGGUCAGUCGUGAGAAGGUUAAGAAAAUUCUACAAGAAUCAAAUGAUACUUCGGAGUCAGACGUGAAAACAGACGAGUUAUGCUAAGAUGACGAUAAUGACCAUGCUGAAGAUGUAAAUAUAACUUGUGUCUUGUAUGUGGUGAAUUCAAAAGAGACAAUGAAACAUGGUACCAGUGCACUUCUUGUGGGCUCUGGGCUCAUACCGACUGUACUGGAUGGGAGUCUGUGCACAAUUUUGUUUGCAAUAUGUGUUGAUCACCAUUGCCCACAUGGUGAUCAUCACUGCCAACCGAUGCUGACAAUGGUGAUCGAACUUAUUUUUUUGUAAUUUGUUAUUGUACUAAAAUUAAUGCACCAAAGUAAUAAAAGUUGAUCUCAUUUGAUAGAUAAGAAAGUGAAGUGUAUAAUAAGAACAGAAUAAUUAAUAGUUGAUAUUAGAUUUGCUUUUUUUUUCGAUUCUCGCUUAGGUGGUCUGGUUACAUCUCCCCUACUUAACCGGCACAAUAAUGAAGGGUUUUUAAAUCAAAUCAUUACCUGUUAUGAAAAGUGGAUUCUCUAUGAUAAUCGGAAAAGCUCAUCGCAAUGGCUGGACCCUGGCCAGCCAUCCAAAUCGUGCCCCAAGCGAAAAUUUACCCAAAAAAGUUACUUGUAAGCGUUUUGUGGACUAGUGUCGGUGUCGUUCAUUACAGUUUUCUCAAAUCUGGCCAGACGAUUACGGCAGACGUCUAUUGUCAGCAAUUGCAAACUAUGAUGGAAAAGCUAGCUGCUAAACAACCGAGGCUAGUCAAUCGCUCCACGCCCUUGCUGCUUCACGACAACGCUAGACCACACACUACACAACAGACGGCUACCAAAUUAGAGGAGCUUCAAUUUGAAUAUCUAAGACAUCCACCGUACUCCCCGGACCUUGUUCCAAUAGAUUACCAUUUUUUUCCAAAUUUGGAUAACUUCAUCCAAGUCAAGGGCAGUCCAAACCGCCUUCAAAGAUUUUAUUGAUUCUCGUCCGAAUGGUUUUUUUAGUAAAGGGAUCAAUGAACUACCUAUGAGAUGGCAAAAGUGCAGAGAUAAUAAUGGGAAAGUAAGAAUUCUUUGAUUAAAUAAAUAUAUUAUAUUAAAAAAUAUUCGACUUUUUGCUGCUCCUAUACCAAACGCCAAUUUCAUAUGUAAGGACCUAAUAAAAAUGUAAAUUAUUAAAAUAUCCCUGGUGAUUUUUAUAUGAAUACGGAAGUCCACAGAUAAUGUAAUCUAUUGAUAAACGAAAACUCUUAUCGUUGACUGGAAAAUGAUGUUUGAUUUGCAUUCUAAUACAGUAAUACAAUAAACUCGAUACCAGGGUACGAAGUACAGCGUGCCAUCGGAGUUAACGUAAAUGACGUAACUAUGCGUAACUCCACACACCAGUUAUAUUAUGCGAACGCCCUUGACUUCGCACGCUAUUCAUAGACAGAACGUCAAUUUGUCAACACAGAAACAAUAUUCAAACUCUAGUUUUUAUUUACUAAGAAAUGAAUAAAGUUCUAUCAAAGAUUUAUUCACUGGAAACAACUUGUAAAAACCAAUGAGGAUUGUGCGAUCAAUACAACAGCCAAUUUAUCGUUAACCAGUAUUGAAUCUCCAAAAAUAUGGCAAAGCGACUAUUUUCGCGAAGUAGUACAAGUUUACUAUUUUUUAAUGGAUUUACAAAUCCAGUGAAGACACAAAUUGUGAAGCAUAUUCAUUGCGAUACCAUUAAACCUGAGGUACCGUGUAAAGAAAUUAAAAUCCCAGUUCAAUGGGGUCAUAUCUCUGCAAAACUGUGGGGAGAUGAGAACGAGCGACCCAUAUUGGCCCUCCACGGGUGGCAGGACAACGCCGGCACGUGGGACCCCCUAGCGCCGCUUCUGAGCAAGCACAAGUCAAUACUGGCCAUAGACUUUCCUGGCCAUGGGCUCUCAUCAUGGUUCCCACCAGGUAUGCACUAUUAUUCGUGGGAACUUCCUCGACUCAUCCUGUUACUAAAAGAGUACUUCAAAUGGGACAAAGUAUCUCUUUUGUGUCAUUCAAUGGGCUCAAUCGCUGGACUACGGUUCGCAAGUUCAUACCCUGAAGAAAUAGACUUUUACAUUGCCGUCGAUAGUUUGAUAGCUGACGAUUACGAUUUAGACUUAGUUGCUAGAACCUAUCCCAAAAAUAUGCUUAAUGUUAACCUAGCACAGACUCGACUAGACCAGGAACCACCUUUGUACACCUAUGACGAGUUAGCCAAGGUAUGGCAUAUGGGAACAAGAAAGUCUGUAUCCAUAGAUAGCGCCAAAAUUUUGAUGAAGAGAGGAUCAAAGCCUUCCAAAAAAUACCCUAACAAGUUCUUUGUUUCACGUGACGCCAGGCUGAAAUACAUUUUAUUUACCCCGGAAAGUAAACCGUUUGUGGAAACAUUGAUAAAGAAGCUAAAGUGCCCGACGUUAUAUUUCAAAGCUGUGGACUCUCCGUACGCGUCUGAUGAAUUUUCUGUAGAAAUGCGAGAAGUCAUUGAGCGUAACAACGAAAAUUUCGAAUGUCACUUCGUUCCAGGUACACAUCAUGUUCAUUUGAAUAAUCCGGAGUUAAUUAUGCCCCAUAUAUCUCAGUUUCUUAAAAAGCACAAUUUUUUACCAAGUUAACUAAAAUAAAAUAACAAACAUUAACAUAUUAAUCGUUACGUUUUUUUAAAAUCAAUUUAAGUUGCAAUCGUAAUAAAUCACGGAAGUUGAACAGAAGGGAAUAGAUAUUUUCAGCUCUAUAUGUAAUUACCAUAUUAUCUACACGUUCGUAUAAACUAGAUGAUAUUUUCACUUUUUGUGUGUACAACCUAUACACAAAAACAAACAGGAAACUAUUCUCCCUCUAGAUAAAAUUCAUCAUUAUUAUGACUACAACCAAGCAAUUGCUUAACUACAUAGAUUCUUAAUGUGAUUAUAAAAAUAAAACUUUAAUUUUAAUUUAGUUUUAGUUAAAAAAUAUAUCAUAAUUACCUAAGUAAAAGAGAAAUAAAUGAAGUGUUUCGUUAAUAUAUUCAUUAUUAUAUUUCAUUAUUUUAAGGAAAUAAUUAUUUUAUUUGCGACUAUUUAUUUCAUUUUUUUUAUAACAAUAGCAAUCAGGUUUAUAACCUGCUUCCGUUACAUAUAUCAAUCUAUAUAUUCUAAUAAAUUAAUACAUAUAAAAGUCUCACAUAGUGUCUUUUAUUUUUAAAUUAGUAAUAAUUUAACAUACACAAACUAUUUUAUUCCUGUGUGAUGUUCUAAUUUACCAUUUUCUGAUAUUUCUGAACUAGAAGUACUAACAUUAUCACAAACAUGGACACCUUUCCUUUCUGGCAAAACUUGAAUGAGUGUUUCUUGCCAGGACAUUCCUUCACAGACUCGAAGGACUAUCUCGAAAACUGAAAAUAAACAAAGAUAAUUUAUGUUAAUAAUGCUUACUAAUAAAAAAAAAAUGUAUACAUACAAGUAUAUACUCGGUCUGAAUAUUGAGUAUGCUGUGUGCUUAACAAUUAAAAAGAAAAUUAUAUCAAAAGAAACAACAUCAAUAUAAACUAAGUAUGUAGUAUUAUGAACACCACAGACUUACCAUUAAUUAGUAAAUCAUGCAACAACAAAACAACAAACAAAUUAUAUUAGAUAUUCACUAUGUGUUCAAGCAAUACUUACCAUUGACUAUGUGUUCAAGCAAUACUUACCAUGAUCAAUUGUUAAAACUUUUCUAGUUUUCAUGUUGACAUAUUUAUCCAAUGGGAGCUGACCAUGUCGGAUACCUUGUUCAACAGCUAUUUUAUGGCAAAGACCCUGUAACGAAAAUUAUUUUCACUUAAUAAUAAUAAUAAUAAAAUUUUCAGAUGUUACCUCAUUGAAACAAUUUUUGACAAAUCUUACAAAAUUGUAGUUAAAUAAAACUGUAACUAUUAAGUUAAUUAAGUUGGCAAUAAAGGUAUUAUAUACAGCCUUCCACCUUCAACUGGGCAAUGUAGAAAUCAAAUUAAAGUAGUAACUAGCUUUUUAAAAUUUCUUUUCUUUUAUACUAGUACAUAUUUUUAUUUAUUAUAAACUUGUAAAGAAAAGUAUAAGUAACCUAUGUUGUGUGCUUGUCAAAAAAUAAAAAUAUACACAUUGUA
Messenger RNA from Plodia interpunctella (Indianmeal moth), 5261 nucleotides. RefSeq names its product probable serine hydrolase. The record is from RefSeq and is a predicted model, not a curated record. The transcript has 5 exons. Lineage: Eukaryota; Metazoa; Arthropoda; Insecta; Lepidoptera; Pyralidae. Bases 2758 to 3774 code for a protein of 338 amino acids.